AUGGCAGAUCCAAGUUUCUUUGUUGGAAUCAUAGGAAACAUCAUCUCAAUUCUCAUGUUUCUUUCUCCGGUACCAACAUUUUGGAGAAUAAUAAAGCAUAGAUCGACAGAAGAUUUCUCCAGUUUUCCUUACAUAUGCACAUUGCUUAAUUCCUCAUUAUGGACUUACUAUGGAACCAUUAAAGCUGGAGAAUAUCUUGUGGCCACUGUUAAUGGCUUUGGCAUCUUGGUGGAGACUAUCUAUAUUCUUCUUUUUCUCAUUUAUGCACCACAAAAAAUGAGGGUUAAGACUGCAAUUUUGGUUGGAAUUUUGGAUGUGGGAGUGUUAGGAGCAGCAGUAGUUGCAACUCAAUUAGCAUUAGAAGGAGAGGCUCGUAGUGGUGCUGUGGGUAUCAUGGGUGCAGCUUUGAACAUUCUUAUGUAUGCUUCACCUCUUGCUGUUAUGAAAACAGUGGUGAAGACAAAAAGCGUGGAAUAUUUGCCAUUCCUUCUUUCUUUUUUCUUCUUUUUAAACGGUGGCGUUUGGUUGUUAUAUGCUGUUCUUGUUCGUGAUGUUAUUCUUGGGGUUCCAAAUGGUACAGGAUUUGUACUUGGAGCUAUGCAGUUGGUGUUGUAUGGGGUCUACAGAAAUGGAAAACAAUUGAAGCAUGUUUCACACAGAUUGGAAGAAGGAUCUCAACGUGAGCAUCUCAUCUCAUCCCCAACUCAUGAUGAGUCACAUGAUAGAGAAAACAGGCCUAUCUAG
Vicia faba (fava bean) is the source of this 744-nucleotide messenger RNA. The record is from the annotation of a GenBank genome assembly. Lineage: Eukaryota; Viridiplantae; Streptophyta; Magnoliopsida; Fabales; Fabaceae.